Cryptomeria japonica (Japanese cedar) is the source of this 2186-nucleotide messenger RNA. Its product is annotated as putative UPF0481 protein At3g02645. Lineage: Eukaryota; Viridiplantae; Streptophyta; Pinopsida; Cupressales; Cupressaceae. The record is from RefSeq and is a predicted model, not a curated record. The coding region runs from base 455 to 1930 and encodes 491 amino acids. The transcript has 2 exons.
GUGCUAAAAUCUGACAAUAUGUCAGAGAAACAUACAGAGAGCAAAGUAUCAAGAGAGGGAAGUAUCAAUACUCAAGAAGAAAAUUACAAUCUUUACACAUCUGCCUAUUACAAAUUGAUUUGUCAUAUAUAUAGUACAUAAUAGUCAUCAUCAAACUGAGAAAAAGAUUUUUCUCUUGAAGAAAUUGUAGAUGAUAAGAUAAAAUGAGAUUUUUGCUUUGUUGUUGUUGACAAUUCAACAACUACCACUCUCUGUAAGUGGUUCUAAUGGAAUGCAAAAUUCCCUGCUCAAUUCAAAGGUAAAGAUUGUUUCAUAGCCUUGUCUGAAAUAACAAUUCUUUGUUUAAUUACAUUAGCAUCCACAAGGUAGGGUACUGUAAAAAUCUCUGAAGAUCUUGAUAAGGUGCUGGCUCCUCUCCCAGUUUCCUGAUUCAGUAGUUUGAAAACUAGAAAAGAUGUCCACUCCUAAAGUAGGGGCUGAUCAAUGGCUGGAGCAAAUAAAAAACAUACAAAAUCAUGGAGAAGAACAGAAGAUAGCAUCUCAUGUGCAUCGAUACAUUUUCACUGUACCAGAGUCCUUGCGUAUCGAAAGGCAAGAAGCUUACGUGCCUCAGGUAGCUUCUCUAGGACCUUACCAUCACCUUAAACUUGAGCUGUAUGAGGCUGAAAGAUAUAAAUCUCGGCUUACUAUCCAAGUUGAGAAAAGUGCAAAGAAGGGGCCUUUUGAGGUUUUGGUUAAAGAGAUCAUUAACAUGGCGCAGGAGAUAAGAAACAGCUACAAUGAUCCUAUUAAAUGUAACAAUGAGGUAUUAGGGUGGACGAUGGCUCGAGAUGCUGUCUUUAUUCUGGAGUUUCUUGGCUGCUAUAACCUAUGUAAGAGCCCACGGUAUCAAGAGGCAAACCCUUACCUCCAAUGCGUGGAUGCAGUUUUUCACCCAGAAAGAAAGAGCCCAUUGUUCUUCCCGUUUCAAGCUGAUAUUUUUAAGCUGGAGAACCAAGUCCCACUCUUCAUUUUGAAAAAAGUUCUGGCAUGGGAAACUGGCUCAGAAGAUCAAGCAAUGGACAGACUUAAAAUGGCAAUUUCAAGUGCCUGUAAGAAGUUCUCCCCUUUCAUACCCGUUAAAGAAUCAUAUCAUUCCCUUACACGAGCACACAGCAAUAUUUCACUUGAUGAAAGGCAUAUACUGGAAUGCCUUUACAAUUUUGUAAUCCCAAAUGAAAAUGCUGGUCAGGUUAGUGUUUCUGUUGAAGAUGGUCCGAACAGAACCGUGGCGAGGUUCAAAAGUUUUCACUUUCUUCGCCAGAUAACAUCAAGAUUUAGAGAAUUUUUGUCUCAGUCUCCAAAAUCACGUGUCAAGCCUGACAAAAAUCUGCCUUCGGCCGCAGAAUUACACAGGAGAGGAGUAAAAUUUGCUCCUUUUACAUGGGCAUCUGAAAAAAUAAGGUUUGACCGAGCCAGUUCUACUCUGUUCCUCCCCUGUAUAGAAAUGGAUUACAGAACAGAUGUUUUCUUGAGAAACAUGGUGGCAGUGGAAGCAUUCAUGAUGUGGAAAACCAGAGUGUUUACUUGCUACGCAGAUCUGAUGGACAGACUCAUUGACACUCCUAGUGAUGUUGCAGUGCUGAAAAGGUAUGGAAUCAUCACCAGCGACUUGGGAAGUGAUAAAGAAAUAAGCAAUCUGUGGAAUGGCAUUCGCAGAUCAAUAUGGAGGAGUGCAUAUGAGCCCAUUGACCAAACUAUCAAGGAUGUAAAUGCUUAUUACAGAAGCAGAUAUGGAGUUUUACUGGGUGAGUUUCUACAGGAACAUUUUUCAAACCCAUGGCGAGCUGCAUCAGUGGUGGGAGCAUGUACUCUGCUUGUCCUAGCUUUCUUGCAGACACUAUUCUCAUAUUAUCAACUGCACCCUUGUUAUCAUCAUCAUAAACCCUAGUAGAUAUAUACACCUCAUUUGUAGCAGAGUUAGGUCACACGUUCAAAUCUCACAGAAGGUAAGGUCAGGCCAUCUCUACGGCAUGGCCAUGAACUAUGGUGUGUCUUAAUUUACAAGAUAUAUAUGAUGUACUCGUAGUAACAUAUCCAUAUGCUAAGAGUUGUGUGGUAAGAUUUCAUGUCUAAUUUCUACUGAAACUGAAAGGAAAUGUCUCUGUAAUUCCUAUUUGCUGUAUUAUAUCUUUUCAAAUUGUGUA